GUUCCAAGUAUCGAAUGUCCUAAAAGAGAAAAACAAACAAAAAUAACCUUUUGCCAUAUAGGUAGAGGUCCACUGAGUUUUUUUAUUUUAUGGCCAAUUCCUAUAUCUGUACAUUGGGUGGCUGAUAUUUCUGGUAGUAUUUAUUUAAAUUAUCUAGGAUUAAAGUGUCGGCGUGUAAAAGAUCUGCGUAUGACUUGGUUUUACCUGAGACCCAUUGCCAGCUGUAAUCCGAUCGCCACCAGUGCCGCUGAUUGAAGGUUCCCUGUUAACCGUGUUUACGCCCAUUUAUUUCCUGUUUCCAGGCUGUGCCGCGCGCCAAAGGGCCUGCCUCCGCAGAGACGAUCUAAGUAGGUUCAGGCAGGACUGAUCAUGCACGUCUAUUAAAAAUAAAUGGAUAAAAAGAAAGAGGAGGAGGGGGGAGGUAAAGGCAAAUAUCGGCCUGAUUUAUGAGCCAUCCAAAAUGUUCACCUUGCUCUGCUUACUUGUCAUGAUUUGAGCGUCCUGAUCCGCUGCCCAGCUGAGUUAUAUUUACCACAGGUGGCCGGGCUAAUAUCCGUGUCGCUGCCGGGGAGCGACUAGUUGUAUGGCCAGAGGCGAGAAGCUCUCAAGCCGUCCCUUUUCAACUAGUUCUGCUGUGGCAUCUGACUCCAUGUGGAAGGUGUUGGUUGAAAACCCCACUGGCUUACCCACUCUGCCUGCACGCCAACCCAAGGUUCGAAGCGACCCGCGAUGGACUCCAGGUCUCGGAGACUUCCGUUCUGCCUGUCCAGCUCCAGAUCGUCCUACAGCUUCGCUCCGGCCGUCUCCACGUCGCUGGGCUCCAGCCGGCGCUACGGCAGGGAGCCGGUGCUGAGCAACGAGCGCUUCCCGAGAGCGUCUUCGCCCUACAAAGCAGACGCCGAUAAACAGAGUUCUCGCCUCCUGAGCUCGUCGCGAGAUUACGGCGGCUCCGACACGCGCUCCCCCAGCUGGAAGCUGCCGUCGCUGACGUCCUCCGGCAGAUCUUACGACAGCCCCUGGGCUGAAUCAUCCCUCCGCAGUCGGAGCAAAGCGACUGAGUCUGCUGGGAGAUCAGGGAUUUGCUCGGGCGUGUUGAACGCCAGCGACGAUGCAGAAUCGAAAAGGGCGAAGCUUUCAUACAGCAACCAGCUGUACUCCAGAACGCCCAGCACCGCGGUUCCUGGAUCCAGCUACUCCAGUAAUGUGCUCAGCAGCAGCAGCAGAGCAGGUGCGAGUGACUCUCUGGACUCGUCGUGGAGUUCCUAUCGUUUACUCUCGAGGCCGUCGCCUUCCUCCUCUAAGCCGCUGUCGUCCAGAGAGCGAGAGACAAAGACAGAGCCCACCCUGUCGUCUCUGGCAGACCGAAGAGUCAGGACUCCCGGACUGGGCUCCUCGCUGUACCAGACAGACAGGGUGAUGUCCACAUAUGCACAGGGAGCACGCCCUAAAGAAGCCACCUCCUACUCCUCCUCCGCUGUGAGGGAGAGCUCCCUGACGUGCCGCGCCUCGUCCUCAGCCUCCCAGCAGACGUCGUCGCGGGCGCAUGACUCCAGCAGCCGCACAGCGGAGCGCUUCACGAGCCCGUCGUCCUCUCUGCGUUCAUCUCAGGAACCGCCGCGAACCCCUAAGUCCCCGGGCGCGUUCUCCUCCCACUCCUCCCACAGCCCCUGGCAGCAGAGCCCCCUGAGCCGACCGGAGGCCGCCCUCCCCCGGCCGGCCGCCGACGGCGGCGAGCCGGACGGCCGCAGCACCACGCGCCGCCUGUUGUCCCGUCUGUUCUCACGCCGCUCCAGCCAGGACUCGUCCAGCGGCUCGUCCAGCGCUCGCUCGCUGGAGGACGACAGUCCGUCCACUAGCGGGGAGUCCGUGGACAGCGACGAGGGGGCCGGGACGUCCGGCGCGGACCACGACGUGGGAGGUGGCGGCACGACCGCGGAUAGCUUCAGGAACCACAGAGCCGAGCUCUCCACCAUCCAGGAAAGCACAGGUGGCAGCGGCCUGAGCCGGCCCAGGAUGGCCUCAUGGAGGGAGCCGUCUGUGAGCAGCAGCAACGGAGGAGGGAGGAGCUCGUCCUGGCUGUCGUCCUCCUUCAGGGGCCGCUGCCCCCCCCUCCUGUCUCGCCUCAGAAGGUACGCCAGGGAAGACGGCUCGCGCUCAGAAGACAGCUACAGCCGGCCGCAGCAUCUCCUCAGAAGGUGGGAUGGCCUGGAGCUCAAGGCAUCACAGGAUGAGGAGGAGGACGACGAUGAUGAUGAUGAAGAGGAGGAGGAUGACGAUGAGGAGGAUGAUGAUGAAGAGGAAGAAGGGGCAUUCGCUUUGGAGGGUUUUGCUGAUCCCUACGCUGACAGAACAGAGAGGGAAACCUUACCUGAACUUGAAGCUGUGUUCUCGCCGCGCCGCAGACUGUCAGUCCUGGAGAACCUUUCAGACUCGGUGGGACGCGUGGAGAGGCAGCCGGAAGGCCAGAAGGAGAAGACUCCGCCCAGCAGGGACCAGGAGAAGCUGCGCCGCAUCAAAGAGAGACUGCUGAUGGAGGACUCAGACGAGGAGGAGGGAGACCUGUGCCGGAUCUGCCAGAUGCGGGAGGAGUCUUCCUCCUCCAACCCGCUGAUCCAGCCGUGCCGCUGCACUGGCAGCCUGCAGUACGUCCACCAGGAAUGCAUCAAGAGGUGGCUGCGCUCCAAGAUCAGCUCAGGAACCAACCUUGAAGCGAUCACGACGUGCGAGCUCUGUAAGGAGAAGCUGCGCCUGAAUAUCGACAACUUCGACAUCCAGGAGUUGUACCGGACGCACGUCCAGUCAGAAUAUGACGAGUUCAUCAGCAGCGGCCUCUACCUGGUGGUCCUGCUACACUUCUGUGAGCAGCGCUUCUCCGACGUGCUCGGAGCCGUCGACGCCGCCGGGUUGUUCAACCUGGUGAGAAUCCUUCAUGAACACAUGGACAGUCUUGAAACUCCCACCGGAGAAAGCGACGAUGAAGGGCCGGACAGCCGUCCGUCUGUUGACUUCUCCGACCUGGACGACGAUCUGGAGGAGUACUGAUCGUCUUGACGUGGGUUUUAAAUGGAGGUGACGCCAAGAGAGGUUCCUCCACGCCGUUUCGGAGCUCGCUCGGUUUUUCCGCCCUUCGCUUUGACGAUGUCUUCAUCACGCUGUGGCGCAGCUGCAGAGGAAAGAGGAAUGCCACGUGCACAGACCGUCUCGCCAUUGUCUCUGCUGGCUUUUUGCACAUAUGCAAACUUGGGAUAAAUGAAUGCAUAUUUUGAAUAAGACCACUUUGUCUGUUUUUGUUUUGAUUGUGCACUUUAUUUUAAACAAAUUAAAGUAUUUCUAAUGGUUAUACCACAAGUGCUUUAAUGGUUACAUGAGGACAAGUCAUUUUUACUUCAGCUGUGAUGAAAGAUGAUUUAAGUGGGAAAAUAAAAUGUGGUCAUUUUUUUGUUGCUUUCCUUUCUAGAAAUAAAAAAAAAUAAAAAUAAAGGCCCACAACUUGACGUCAUUAACAUUUUUCUUAUAAAUGCUCACUGUAUUAGAAAUCUAGUUUUAAGCUUUUCAGUUUGGAAAUAAAGAUGGAUGGCAAACUA
Messenger RNA from Fundulus heteroclitus (mummichog), 3584 nucleotides. RefSeq names its product membrane-associated ring finger (C3HC4) 7 (gene marchf7). The record is from RefSeq and is a predicted model, not a curated record. The transcript is spliced from 11 exons. Gene Ontology annotation, molecular function: zinc ion binding. The coding region runs from base 730 to 3042 and encodes 770 amino acids. Lineage: Eukaryota; Metazoa; Chordata; Actinopteri; Cyprinodontiformes; Fundulidae.